This is a messenger RNA of Colletotrichum destructivum, 1374 nucleotides long. Its product is annotated as Putative pirin domain, rmlC-like cupin domain superfamily, rmlC-like jelly roll. NCBI's taxonomy places the organism in Eukaryota, Fungi, Ascomycota, Sordariomycetes, Glomerellales, Glomerellaceae. The transcript has a single exon. The record is from RefSeq and is a predicted model, not a curated record. Bases 167 to 1225 code for a protein of 352 amino acids.
UGUAAGACCCUUACACUAGUCUCCUGCGCCCGGCGAUGACAACAUAUAAGCUCCCAUGUGAGAUUUGCAAAUGCUUAACAACGAUCUCCAACCAAAUUCACGCUGAUUCUCGAUCAUCCCAGUUUUUUUUCCGUCGGUUCGAGAGAACCUCGAGCUUCAAGUAUAUAUGCCUCGCAUCGCAACCCUUACUGCGAUUUUCGCCAUCUUCGUUUCUAUCAUCAUCUUCAACACACAGCUCAAGAGUUUCUUCACAGAUAUCACUUCUUCCCUCGUCAACACCAACGCAACGAACACCACAACUCAAACCACAGCUCCAAACUCGCUGGAUUCGCUUGGCUCGCCCAUGCUCAACUCAGUCAAGAACACAAUGUCCAAGACUCUCCACCACGCCAAGAUCACGCCGCACCGGAGCGCCACCCGGGGCCACGCGGACCACGGCUGGCUCAACACCUACCACAGCUUUUCGUUCGCCAACUGGUACGACCCGCGCUUCAACAGCUUUGGCGCGCUGCGCGUGCUCAACGAGGACCGCGUCAAGGCUAACUCGGGCUUCCCGACGCACCCGCACCGCGACUUUGAGAUCUUCAGCUACAUCCUGUCGGGCGAGCUGACGCACCGCGAUUCGAUGCUGCAAAAGGGCGCCGAGGGCGGCCAGAGCGACAAGUUCUACCGCAUGCACCGCGGUGACGUCCAGUUCACCACGGGCGGCACGGGCAUCGCGCACUCGGAGAUGAACGAGCACAGCAGGGACACGGUACAUUUCCUCCAGAUCUGGGCGAUCCCGUGGAAGCGCGGCCUGCCGCCAACCUACCACACGCAACACUUCCCCGAGGAGGACAAGCGCAAGGGCUUCGUCACGAUCCUCUCCCCGCUGAAAGCCGGGCCCGAGGCCACGGCGGCCGAGGAGAAGGCGGCGGAGCCGUCGAUCCCGGGCACGAUCCCUAUCCACGCCGACUUCGUCAUGGGCGCGGGUAUUAUCGAGCCAAACGCCGUGUUUGAGUGGAGUGUCGGCGCCAAGGUCACGGAGCAGACGAAGCGCAAGGUCUUUGUCCACCUACCGAUGACCAAGAACGGCAAGGCCAAAAUCCGGAUCGACGGCCGCGAUGACGCCGUCCUGUCCGAGGGAGACGGCGCGUUCGUCGACGUCGUCAACGCCGGGGACAAGUUGAGCGUCGAGAGCGUCGGCGAGGCCGAGGCCGAAGUUGUUGUUCUGGACACAGCAUAAAGGAGAAAAAAAGAGUACCAUGUACACAAUGAAAAGGGUUUCAAUUGGGAGCGACUCGGAAUAUCCAUACAUACCACUUUGACUUCAGAAUUGACUUUGUUAGACUAUGAACCUUGUUCUUGUUUCCAACUUCAUACGAGUGAAGCACU